CCUCCGGAUGCGAAGGAUCCCUACCAUACGGCCCAUGGGCUCUCCGCGCGCGCUCGAUAAGCCUCACUCUCACAGCGAGCUCGCCGGCUCCUUAUUCCCCGCCGCCGCCGCCGCCGCCGUCCGAGCUGCCGGCGACUACUCAGUUUCGGUGCUGCUUAGGUCCAUCACGUGCCCUACGCGCUCCCGCUCUCGCCCAGUCAUCUAGCCGUUGCUUCACGCCGGGCGUUGCGACCGUAUACGUGGCGAGCGCCGAGGUGGUCGGAGGAGGGCGGCGGGUUUUGCUCGGAGCAGCGGCACCUCGGCACUGUCCUGCGCCCUGAUACUACCACCGCCACCCGCGCGUCACUACCACCUCUCCGCUGAUGUCGGCUGUGACGGAGGAUGGCGACCAGCGAGGUUCCGCCCUUGAGGCGGGGGAUCGCGGGCGCGACGGGGAUGAGGAUUUCGACGAGGAUGAGGAGGACGGGUUCGAGUUCGGUGACGCCGACGAGGCGAUGCACUGCGUGGAGAUGGCGGAGAGGAGCACCACCGCCGCGGCGAUGCGUGCCCACGCGCAGGACUACGAGGCGCUCGCCGCGCGCAAGCGCAAGGCCCUUGCCGAGGACCAACCCCAGAGGGAGGAGGGUUCCAAAAGGCCAAGACAGGAUCAACUUUCAGAAGCGGAAGCAGCAACCAUGUUCGACCAACUGAUGGAAGGCUUUGGUCUUCGGCGCAAAAGAAGGUCGAAAGAUGGCAAGAGAAGGGGAAGAAAGAAAGGAACAAAGAAUAAGGGCAGCGCUGAAGUUAUUAAAAAGUUGGGUGAUGCUACUCUACUUUUUGCUGAAGAAAAAUUUAACGAGGCAAUUCCUAUACUACAUGAGAUUGUGCGAAUUGCGCCAAAUUUGUCAGAUUCAUAUUAUCUACUUGGUAGCAUUUAUAAUGAGAUCGGUGAACUAGAUAAAGCCAUAAACUUCUUGAUGCUUGCUGCAUAUGUUUCCCCAAAAGAUGCAUCUCUGUGGAAGAAACUCAUUCCUUUGGCAAAGAAAAAAGGGGAUGCUUCUCUGGCAAGACACUGUAUUUUAAAAGCAAUGAGAGCAGAUCCAGAAGAUGUAGAUCUGAAGUAUCUUUGUGGUGAUAUGUAUCGCAAUCUUUGUGACUAUCAGAAAGCUGCAGAAAUAUAUGAACAGAUAGUCAGAAUUUAUCCUGCCAAUAUUGCUGUUCGUAAAGUAGCAGCACAGAUGUACAGAGAGUGUGGUCAAAUUGACAAAGCUAUUAAUUUGUUGGAAGACUAUGCCAAUACUCAAACUUCCAACAUUGAUUGGAGUGUUCUAGAUUUGUUGAUAUCACUUUAUCUAAGAAAUAAUGUUCUUAGUGAAGCACUAAGGCAGAUCAAGAGGGCUCAGCUACAAUUGGGAUCUCAAGAGAAACUACCAGUACAAUUGCAGGCAAAAGAAAUAAUCUGCCAUGCAUAUUGCGGUGACAUGAAACAUGCUGAGAUUUUCCUUCGUGAUGUGCAUUUGGAGCCAUCAAAAGAAAACAUUGAUGUGAUUAAGGAACUUGCAAGCACUUUAGAAAAAAUGGGACAAUAUGAGUAUGCAGUAAAGUUUUACCUGCUGAUUGAAAAUGUUGCUACUCAUAAUGAUGGUGGCUUAUACUUUGAUCACAAAGAAAUGGGUAGUUCGUAUGUCAAGGUUGCUCAGUGCUACAUGGUCUUGGGGGACAAAAAAAAUGCUAUUCCUUAUUUUUAUAAAGCCUUACAAAGCAUGAAGGACAAUAUCGAUAUAAGAUUGACCUUAUCGUCCCUUCUUAUUGAUGAUGACAAGACAGAUGAAGCUGCCACUCUGCUUUCUCCCCCCAAAAUUCCAGAGGCGCAGUCUGCUAAUACUCCAGACCAACAGAAACCUUGGUGGUGUGAUGGGAAAGUAAAGAUGCAGCUUGCAAAAAUUUAUUACAAUAAAGGCAAGCUGGAAGAUUUUGUGGACACAAUUUUUCAUCCUAUUCUAGAAACUUUGAAUGUUGAAUAUGCUAAUCGAAAGGUCAGGCCAAUGAAAAAGCUUCCAAACACUGUUCUGCAUGAAAGAGUCAAAGUAUUGGGUGAGCAACGCCGGGAUAGUGUAUUUCAAGGAUUAAAGCCAAUAGCAUCACCUGAUGAAUUAGUAAAGGCAAACAGAGCAAAGAAAAUAAUUGAGAAAAGGGCAGCUGCAAAUGAGUUAAAACCUGAUGAUCAGCCAAGAACAAAGCAAGUUCCUCCUGUUCCUGGUCUACUGACAAAUGUGGAGCAGGAGCAUCAUCAGCUUGUGUUGAAUCUUUGUCGAACAUUAGCUUUGCUGCAGCGAUAUUGGGAUGCACUGCAGAUUAUCAACCGAACUCUCAAACUUGGAAAUGACACACUCACUGAUGACAAAAAAGAGGAACUCAGAUCCUUGGGUGCUCAAAUAGCUUAUAGAGCUCCAGAUCCCAGUCAUGGCUUUAAGUAUGUCCGUUAUGUUGUUCAGCAGCACCCAUAUUCUCUUGCUGCAUGGAAUUCCUACUAUAAGGUGAUAUCAAGAAUAGAGGACAGGUUUCCACAGCAUUUCAAACAUCUCCUUCGGACAAGAGAAGCAAAACCUGACUGUGUGCCUCCGAUAAUCAUAUCUGGGCAUCGAUUUACUGCUAUAAGUCAGCAUCAGUCAGCUGCUCGGGAUUACCUGGAAGCUUAUAAGUUGGACCCAGAAAACCCUCUUAUUAAUCUUUGUGUAGGCACUGCCUUGAUUAGUUUGACCCUUGGCUUCAGGCUUCAGAAUAAGAACCAGUGCAUUGUCCAAGCUUUUGCUUUCCUGUACAGAUACCUUCGCCUUUGUGAUAACAGUCAGGAAGCCUUGUACAACAUUGCUCGGGCAUAUCACCACAUUGGCCUGAAUACCUUGGCAGCUGUUUACUACGAGAAGGCUUUGGCAAUCGAGGAGAAAGAUCAUCCCAUACCUAAGCUUCCAUACGAGGCUGGUUCACGUGUGCCAGAGGACCUGAGGCCAGGGUACUGUGACGUGCGUAGAGAGGCAGCGUUCAAUCUGCAUCUAAUCUAUAAGAAAAGUGGAGCUACCGAUCUUGCAAGACGGAUUCUGAAAACUUACUGCACUAUCUAAAAGUUGGUAUUGGACAAUGUUGUUGGGAUCUGAAUAUCAGACCCUUCAAGGUUCCUUGCAUUAGCCUAGGGGUAAAGUUGUUGGGAUCUGAAUAUCAGAUCCUUCGAGGUUCCUUGCAUUAGCCUAGAAUCAAGCUAGUCUAUAAAGCUAGAACAUCGAUGUAACAUGUCAGUAGUGACUUUAGAUGUGUGUAGCUGAAUAAUUGACAACAUGCUCAAUCCAGAUGUAAACAGUAUAUAUUCUGGUUUCACAAUGCUGUGUUAUCAGCAAGUGGUUCAGGGAUGCUUUGCUUCAUGUGAUUGAUUGGCAAUUCAUGACUGAAUUUUUGUAUAUAUGGAAAAUAUGAACAAAGACCGAAUUGCUUCCU
Molecule: messenger RNA, 3468 nt
Organism: Sorghum bicolor (sorghum)
Lineage: Eukaryota; Viridiplantae; Streptophyta; Magnoliopsida; Poales; Poaceae
Product: general transcription factor 3C polypeptide 3
Exons: 18
Coding region: 363-3101 (912 amino acids)
Biological process (GO): transcription by RNA polymerase III
Cellular component (GO): transcription factor TFIIIC complex
Molecular function (GO): protein binding
Source: RefSeq, a predicted model, not a curated record